CCGCCUCAGCCGCGCCACCGCGCAUGCGCACAGCUCCUUCAGGGCCCCUCCCCGGCUUCCGUAGCGAGCGGCUUGGAGCGCCAUGGACGUCCUGAGGCCCGCCCUGAUAAGGAUCGGCGGGCGAGUCUACAGGAAGAACCUGCUUCACGAGCAAGCCCACCAGCAGGAGGAGGAGGACGAGGACUUCUAUGCAGCAGGGCCUGGCGACUGUGCAGAUGAGCCGUGCGAUGCCUUCGUGGUGGAAGAGACCGAGAAAGGCUUCCAGUGCAGAGUGGAGGUGCCCAGCCCGUUAUACAAAUAUAUAAUCGGGAAGAAAGGAGAAACCAAGAAGAGACUGGAAACAGAGACUCGAACCUCGAUCAGCAUUCCCAAGCCUGGAGUCGAAGGGGAAAUCGUGAUUACGGGGCAGCAGCGCGGCGGCGUCAUCUCGGCCCGGACGCGCGUCGACGUUCUGCUGGACAGCUUCCGCAAGAAGCAGCCCUUCACGCACUUCCUCUCCUUCGCUCUCAACCAGCCCGCGGUCCAGGAGAAGUUCCUGCAGUUCAAGGAGGAAGUGCUGGAGAAAUGCUCCAAGGAUCACGGGGUGAGCAGCAGCCUGUUCCAGAACCCUGCCAAGCUUCACCUGACUCUGGGGACGCUGGUGCUGCUGAACGAACAGGAGAUCCGGAAGGCCCGCGACCUGCUGCAGCGCUGCAAGGAGGACUUUGUGGACCGGAUCACCGGAGGCAGACCCCUGGCUGUGGAGGUGGCCGGGGUGGAGUACAUGAACGAUGACCCUGCCAUGACGGACGUCCUCUACGCGAAGGUCCACAUGAAGGACGGCUCGGACAGGUUGCAGGCGAUCGCCGAUCAGCUGGUGGAGCGCUUUGUGGCCUCCGGCCUGAUGCUUAAAGAGUGGGAUAGGGUGAAACUGCACGCCACGGUCAUGAACACGCUCUUCAGGAAAGAUCCAGGUGCUGAAGAGCGCACCGCCGCCACGGCUGCUAAAUCAUCCUUCAAGGAACGGGAGUCCUUUAACGGCCGAAAUAUCCUCAAGCUCUUCGAGCACUUCUACUUCGGCGAGGUGCAGCUGGACGCGGUUCGGCUCUCCCAGAGGUUCUCCACGGACGCCUCCGGCUACUACGCGACGUCGGGGCAGCUGGACUUCUGCUGAACGGGAGCGCGGCCGCCGCCGCGGGCCCCCUCUGGGCACCACCACCGAUACGUUUUUAUAGGACGAGGAUUUUGGACAGCAACCCAGGAACUCCAGACGAGUUCGUUUUCCAAGAGAACAGCUGGAAACACUGGCUUUGGGGGGCACCACCCUGCUUUAGCGUGGCUGUGUUUCAGAGGAGGAAGCCUGUGCUUUACGUAAGCAUGCGCAAUGCAGGAGAGCUCCCCGGAGCGCGGGAUCGAGGUCAGGCGCCGCUUGGAUCUCCAGCAGCGUGCCUGCGUGAUGUUGAUCUCCAAAUAAAUUAAUCCCCUUCAAAAGCAAA
Molecule: messenger RNA, 1475 nt
Organism: Oxyura jamaicensis (ruddy duck)
Lineage: Eukaryota; Metazoa; Chordata; Aves; Anseriformes; Anatidae
Product: activating signal cointegrator 1 complex subunit 1-like
Exons: 10
Coding region: 83-1153 (356 amino acids)
Biological process (GO): regulation of DNA-templated transcription; DNA alkylation repair
Cellular component (GO): nucleus
Molecular function (GO): RNA binding
Source: RefSeq, a predicted model, not a curated record